Trichoderma virens Gv29-8 is the source of this 1725-nucleotide messenger RNA. RefSeq lists its product as uncharacterized. Gene Ontology annotation, molecular function: 5'-3' DNA exonuclease activity; damaged DNA binding. Gene Ontology annotation, biological process: protection from non-homologous end joining at telomere; double-strand break repair via nonhomologous end joining; interstrand cross-link repair. The record is from RefSeq and is a predicted model, not a curated record. NCBI's taxonomy places the organism in Eukaryota, Fungi, Ascomycota, Sordariomycetes, Hypocreales, Hypocreaceae. Bases 1 to 1725 code for a protein of 574 amino acids. The transcript is spliced from 8 exons.
AUGUCGACAUUCAAUGGCCUCGUCUCCGAGUUUCCAGACAUAAGAAUCGAUUUCUUUAGGCAACACGUCGAUGCAUUACCACCAUUGGCGUGCUUUCUCAGCCACGUCCACAGUGACCAUCUCUCUGGGCUCGAGACACUCCGAUCUCCCUUUGUCUACUGCUCUGCGGCUACUAGGGAGAUCCUACUUCGGCUGGAGCGAUACCCCUGUCGCAUCAACUAUGCCAGGGGCAUUCUGGAGGCACGGCAGCAGACUUACAGGCAUCUGAGCAAGGUUAUUGGGCAUGGCAAAGCGAUACUGUACACUGGGGACGUCAGAUGCGAGCCAUGGUUCGUCAAUGCCAUCACACGGAGCCCAGCUCUUAUUGAGUAUACAUGUGGCAUCAAGACUAUAGACACCAUCUAUCUCGACACGUCAUUUAUAGACGACAUUCCAUUUCAGACGAAAGCCGAAGGGAUUUCAGAGCUAUUACGCAAGGUCAUGAGAUAUCCCAAAGACACGGUCUUUUACAUUCAAUCUUGGACUUAUGGCUACGAAGAUUUGGUCAAGAUUCACGUUGACAAUUACAAACUCCGUAUUUACAACUCCUUGAACGCGCCGUCAUCAGAGGUUCGACCCAGUUCUGGCACUCAUUUAACAUCUACCGCUGCUGCUCUGACUGGCUUCAUGUGUGGAAAUACGCCUCAACCCGGUUGCCUUACCUCUGACCACAAUGUCCGCCUCCACAGCUGUGAGAGCGGCAACAUGUGUGCAAUUGCAAAACGUUCUUCUGUAGUCAAAAUCCAACCCGUUGUCGCAUCAUUUCCUGAUGGUGGAGUUAUCCAAGAAGCUGGAAUAGGCGGAGGUGGUGAGGACUUGGAGCGCGAGAUGGAACUGGGGAUUCCCAGCCAGAGUGACCUUGAAGAUCUCCUUAGAAUAAUAGAUGCGCUAAAGAGCAUGACGGAGGAAGCGCGAGGUGAAUGUGCCCGUGUUCUGACAAAUGCAAUGGCAAGCGGACGCGAUUUACAGCUCAACAUGAGUUUAUCAUCCGCUGAAGAUGCGUAUUCAACCGAUUUACAAAGAGCCAUACUUUCUAUCAUCAAUACUCGAUCAAAGGCAACUCCUGCUCGUACUAAGAUUGAAGAGUGCAACGAGGCAAAUCUCCCAAACAUCAUCCGGUUUCCAUAUUCACGACAUUCGUCCUAUGCCGAGCUUUGCGAUUUAGUGAGUACAUUCAAGCCAAGAGAUAUUUGGCCCUGCACAUUCCAUCUAGAGACUUGGGAAAAGAAAGCCAUGUCCAUUGAGUCUCUCUUUGGGAAACACUGCAGUGGCGACGUAUUCGCGCACGACAUGAGGAUCAACAAUAUUAGAAAGCAAAUGAAGCAAAGCGCUUGCGAAGAGCUAAACUCUCAAAGACUCGAGAACUACUGUUCGAUUUUUGCCUCACCUACAAGCCAAAUGUCGCCGAGCGCUUUCCAUGGAUGCCACAAAUCACAAGACGCGACAGCAAAACCUGCAACCACACAAAAGUCAUUGCAGCCCCUAGUUUCUGAAAACGGCGAUGCUACAGGUGGAAACGAGUCUCAAGAAACCAAUGCCUCCACUUCGGCGCUCACUAUACGAAAUUCCUCAGUAAGAUGCGAUGCAUACAAUCAGAUGCUCCAAAAUUACCACGGAAUCGGCUGGAAUUCUAUCGAGCUUAUAUCCGUCGACAGCAAUCAUAGCGUUGAAGAAACAGAACUAUAG